AUGCAGCACCCUUUUCCCUUUAUUCCUAAAAAGAUUAAAGGGAAAAGUGCUCCACCUGUCAAGAGCAAAGUAGAUGCUAAGGUUGAGCCUAAUGCAUGGCUUACAGACGGUCUUGUUCGGCCUAUCGAAAGAGGUUUACCUAUAAGUCCCACGCCACCACCUGCAUUAGAUCCAAAUAUGCCUACUCCAAUGGAAAAUUUCGUAAAUGUACUUGUAGAACGCCCUUACAUGAAAUCUUUUAGAAAAAUGUAUGGAAAUUUAGCAGCAAAAUAUCCAGAAUUCAACUUCGAUGACCCAGAUAACUUAUCUUUAUACGAAAAAGAAUUUAUUUACCAAAAUUCGCAUGAUAUUGGCGAAACAUUAUUAAAACAAACGCAAUUAAAGCUAACAGUUCCCGAUGCACAUGGAAAUUUACAAACAACAGUUGGAGAAAUUCCAUUAAAUGCACAUCUUUAUACAUUUGGAGGAGCAAUUCCAUAUUUUGAAUCUCAAAUUUUUGAGGAAGAAAAGGUAAAAAUUAACCCAGAAGAUCUCAAGCCAAAGAAGAUUCAAACUGGUAUACAUGGUCCAGCUGUUGAAAAUCCAGAUGAUGCACUAGCUACUACAUUUCGCGAAAUACACUUUGAUUGCCUUUCACCAGAAGAAAUUGAAGCCUGCAAAACAAAAGAAGAUUCAGCUAUUCAUCCAUUAAAUCUUAUUCCUCCUAGUCUUGGUAGAUCUCUUGCCAAUUCUCAAAUUGAUAAAAGAAUAACCGAUAAUACAGUUACUGAUUGUAUAAGUGAAUAUUUCACAGCAACAGGUAAACCUUUUGUUCCCAGAAAUGUCGAGAAAUACUUCUCAUUAUCAGUUUUAACUCCAAAGAGAAAGACAUUUACGAAUACAGAACUAGAAAGGUCUACUACUCAGUCAGUUCUCUCUUCGGUCGAAGGUCCUGAUGAUCCAUAUGCUGGUAUUGAUCCGAAAUCAACUCUCCUUGAUACAAGUGACCAAGAUGUACUUUUUACAACGGAAAAAGCUCCUUUCAAACGAAGCGAAAUUGCAGAAUUAAGGGCAUUUAAUCAGCAUUGGGAUAGACUACAGAAGAAGCAGAACGAGAAGUUCAAACAGGAGUUAAGAAAGAGAAGUCAUCAUGUUCAAAGAGCUUUCCAAUCUCGUGAAGUUAUGAAAGAAUAUUUAAAUCUUUUAGAUGAAGAUUACAGACGAAUAAAUGCCGGAAUUAUCGGUAAAUGUCCUUUCAAGAACAAGAGCAUGUGGCAAGUAGCAUGUGAAAGAGCUCCUAAAGAUAUGAGUUCCCUUGGCGAAAGAAUGAAAUUCUGGUGGAGAUUUGGAACAUUUGUAAGUGAAAUUGGCGGAAUAAGAGAUGAUUUUGAUCAUGAAGUUAUGGAUACUUUAAGGCACAAAUUAAUGGAUAACCAUCCAAUCAAUAACUCCCUAUUCUUUGAAGUAGUUAAUGAUGUGAGUGAUGAUGCAUUACAAUCAGUUAGUUCUCUUAAACUGAUUGAAUUUAUGAGAAUAACUUUGGAUAUCAAUCAAAAAGAAUUUAUGAAAGUUUUUACAACAAGACACGUAUCACAGUUCGUAUAUACUCAAGCUAUAUUAACUAAUAUUUCAUCUGAGCAUUUGGAAAGUAUGAAUAGAGUUUCCAAAAUGCAUAUCACUGUACCAGAAGUUUCAGAUUUAAAGUAA
This is a messenger RNA of Trichomonas vaginalis G3, 1686 nucleotides long. RefSeq lists its product as uncharacterized. The record is from RefSeq and is a predicted model, not a curated record. The transcript has a single exon. Lineage: Eukaryota; Parabasalia; Trichomonadida; Trichomonadidae. The coding region runs from base 1 to 1686 and encodes 561 amino acids.